Nilaparvata lugens (brown planthopper) is the source of this 11718-nucleotide messenger RNA. RefSeq lists its product as uncharacterized. Lineage: Eukaryota; Metazoa; Arthropoda; Insecta; Hemiptera; Delphacidae. Gene Ontology annotation, molecular function: protein binding. The record is from RefSeq and is a predicted model, not a curated record. Gene Ontology annotation, cellular component: cytoplasmic vesicle. The transcript has 25 exons. Bases 345 to 5216 code for a protein of 1623 amino acids.
AGUGUAUCUUCUAACGUCAUAUAUGUGACUUCUCAGAUCGCGCUUAGCUGCUUCGUGAAUUUUUAUUUAAACAGAAUCUAGGCGGCCAUCUUGUUCUAAUUGUAAUAAAUGUGACGCGCCCCUUUUUCAUGUGCAAAUUUUAUGUAUUCACGCGUGAUUGAUCUAUAAAUUCCAGUGCGAAUAAAUCUCGGUGAUCUAGAAACUGUGGAUUAUACGUGUGAAUGAACAUUAUUGGAUUACUCUCGUGAAGGAGAAUUGUUUUUGUGCGUCUAGCGCCAUUUUUCUUUUCGGACAACGUUUGAGUCAUUUUUCCCCUUCAAAAUUUUUAACUACCACGAUAUUGGAUGGGAUCCAUAGUGGAGGAAAGGACUAAUUCCGUAAUAGGGAACAAACCUUACGGCGGAACGUCCAAAGGAUUCAGAAAAUCGCCAGCGUUUUUCCUGAACGCGGACAAGAACAAAGACAAUUUCAUUGAUUUGUUCAACAACGUCAACAGUAUUAUAAACAAGACUGAGGCGGAUAGAAAACGCGGCGGAAACAUGUUGCUUGUAAUAUUGUGCGUUGUCAUGAGAUUGCUAGAGGUUUCCGGAAAAUAUGUCGGUGGUUUUCCCGCUAAAGAAAAGCCGGACAAUCUGGUGCAAAAGCAACUGAUGAGACAGAAGAUACGGAAAAGGAAACGCUUGAAAACAGGUCUGGGUCCAGGCCAGGGCAGGGGAAUGACUGAAGACAAACACAGCCCCGAAUCUGACUGCAACUCCAACAAUGUGGACUCAACAGCUAGCAACACGUCUUCAGUCGACUUCAUCCAGGACAAUUCCGACUACCAGUGGUGUCUUGAUUAUGGGUACCGAGAGAGCCACCACCAUGCGAGCAUUCUGUCGUCGCUGUCGGCCUCCUACGAGGUGGGGCACUACGACGACCUCGCCAGGGACAUCGACAGUCAGCUGGCUCAGGUCGACAUGGAGGACUUUCGCGCCGAGGACAUCCUCCCCGCCAUGUGCUGUGGUGACCUUCAGCCGGAGAUUAAUGGAGAAAUGUUUGCCAGUGUAUCUGGCUCGAUGAUGGUCAAAUUUGACUUUGAUUCUUCGCUGAGUCCUCUCAGCAGUUCUCAGGAGGAGUCAAUAGCAUUAUGCAAAUCAGAGCCACUGUUCUCACCGGUGAGAGAGACACCAAUGCCUGGCAAUAUCAGUGUGGACUCUUUGGAUUGUGAGCAGGACAUGCUUCUAACAUGUCAGGCCAACAAGGACAAUUACACCAUUGCUUUCGAGGGCUCUACAAUGAUGGGCACUGACUCUGACUAUCAUGAUACUGGCGAGAGCGGCACCAGCACCUACUCCAGCGAGGGCAUCGGCUCCUCAGGCAGCGGCAGCGGCUGCACCCGCCUCUCCUCCUGCCUCCGAGUGGCCGCACAGCUCAAGAGCCAAUCACUGAACGCCAACUCACUCACCAUGACCAACUCAGAUGUGGCGCCGUUCACCACCUGGAGUAAGUUGAAGACAAAGCCCCGUCAUUGUCGGCCUCUCACACAUCGUCACUCCAAUAGUAACGUACUGGCCCUCAAACAGUCCACUAUCAGUCUGCCUGACUUGGCCGGUGGACUCGAGCAUAGGCUAGCUCUCGGUGGUUGCGUGAAACUGUACGACGUGCAGAACACAAGCUCCAGUCUGGCGUCCGACUCGGCUUCGAACACAAACAGCGGCAGCAGCAGUCUGAGCUGCGGCGGACACCAGCUGAAGCCGCAGACGCAGCCGCAGUCGCAGCCUCAACACUUCAGCCUGGUGCGGCUGUUCAUCAAGCAGCGCAACAGUGGCAUGGACCAGUCGGCCGCAUCUGACUUCAACUAUCCCACCACUGAUGUCCAGUCCACCACCAAUACUAGCAGAUCGCUGAACGAGUUCGAGUGCCGCGAAACGCUGUGCGACAACCGACAGCCGACAAGGCGGAAGAAGUUCAACUCGAAUCAGCUGACCAACAACAACAAUAGCUCGGCGGCCGAUGACGUCACAGCCACCAAGCUGUGGAUCACCGACUACGAAGACAGCCUCACAGUUGACGCCCUGCGCCAGCACCACCUCAUCACUGAGGAGGCCGAGGACGAGGAGGAGGAGGAUGAGGAGGAGUCGGUGGAGCGACUGACCGAGGGCGGACAGACUGACUCGGUGUCCGUUUGCAGUUGCGACGGCAGUCUCUCCAUGUCGCGGGCCAAGUUCAGCAUCAACAACAAUAAUAGUUUCGAGCGUGAUGAUGUCAGAUCACCAGUCUCGCAGCUGAAGCGUGGCACACAGACGCAGACUGCACAGUCGUCGUCGUCUGAAGCAGGCGUCGGCACGACGUCGUCGUCCAGUUUGUCGGAUCCGACGGUGGCACGCCUGCGCAGUUCUGCCACCCAGUGUCCGCUGCACUGCCACGACAAGGGCAUGCAGACGUCGGCCUCCCUUCAGGCAGACGCCAAACCGACAACAAGGCAAACUACCAAAAAUAUUAACGAUCCAAAGAAACCAGUAUACGUGCUAUAUCCAAAUUACACGCUCCCAGAUCUCGAGUUUCUGAGAGACUAUCCAAGUGACCUGGAGCACAUAUUCCUGGCGCCUCUCAGAUUCACUCCCAACUGGACCCCUCCUUCCACUCCCCCUCCACCCCUCUCCAUCCCCAAAGUGGACAGCACUAAAUCGCCAAGACCAUUCUCUUGUGCCGAGUUGGAUGCUUUAAGGAAAAAAGGAUUCGGUCACAUACUGGACUGGGAGAGUUUGACGUUCCUACUACCUCAUGACUACUACAAGCUUCUUCAGGACGUGCCCGAGAUCAAGCAGUAUGGAGCGGCAAGAAUGGAUCACACAAAGCCCCUAUUCUGUCUCUCACCUACCUCCAGCAAGUCUAAUCCUUAUGAUUUUGCUCCGUUCCCCAAUGCUCAAACGACAGUGAACGUCUCGACGUCGUCUAGCAUCGCGACACAGCCGUCAUCCGGCUACCGGGGCUCGUCGACGCUGCUGACCGACUCGACCACCACCAGUCCAUGCCCCCAACCCAAUCCCAACCCCAACCCACUGUUCGUCUACCGCUACGACAGCAUCAGCUCGGAGGGGGGCCUGUCGGGGGGGCCACCCCUGCCCCGGCGCUCCAUCUCGCUGUCAGACGCGCCCCCGCGGCCGCCUCUUCCCAAGGGCAUCCUCAGGAACACCACCCUCGAGAACAUCAAGAGUCGCAAGAAUACCGUCAACAAGAAGAGAUACAGCAUGUUCGAACUGGGUGUCGACAUCGACUGUGACGAGCUGAUGGAGCUGGACUCUAACAAACGCAAGUCGUUGCCGAACCCAGUCGCAGCCGCUGGUGGCAGCGGCCGAAAGACGACGACGGCUGACGACCUGUCUUCGGACGAGGGGGUGGGGGUGGAGUGGUGGGGGGACUCGCCACGCCCCCCGACCCCGCCCACCACGCAUGCGCUCAGACUGCAGCAUUUGCUCGAGAUGAGCGGAAGCGAUCACUGGGACAGGCACGAUGUCGAUAAUCUGCGUGCACAGGUGAGCAAGUUUCUAAGCAGCCAGGCGGGAAGGAAGAGCGUAAGUUUUGCCGACAAGUCAGAGUCGGAAGUUGGUCAGCAGGGGAUGACUCCACCCAACUCUCCACAGAGCUCCCUGUCCCAGAGGGGCUACCAGUGCAAGCUGCAAGUUAACCUUGGAGACAAUGUUAUCAGAGAAGAAAAUGAAAAUAGUGUGUCGAUUGACAAUAGGUUUCGAUUCUCAGAUAAAACAGAACUGGUGGAGGCAGUGUGCUCGGCUGCGCAGCGGCUGAUGAGCUGUGACCGGCAGCUGAUUGAGGAUGUGUCGGAGCAGGCACUCAACACACUUUGUCCGGCACUCUACAGCCUGCUCAGCGACGGACUCAAGCCCAGUCUGGAGACGCCUUUCGGUGAAGUCGCCAACUCCGUCUGGCAGGUGAUCGAGGCCUCGUCGCAACAAGGCACAAUGACCCGCGCCCUCAAUGAGCUGGUCGUCAAACUGAACAGUGAGGAAGUGCUCACCGAAGGAGUCAUCAAGUUCAACGCCUUCAUAUUCGGACUUCUCAAUGUGCAAGGAUUGGACGUGUGGUUCAGCUACCUGCGGACAAGAGAGAGCGUGCUGCGUAAGCACUACUGCGAGGAUGCUCUGCUGCUGACCGCCUGCCAGGGCAAUGCCAAGAGCCGCUCACUCACUGAUAGGUUGCUGGUGGCUCUCAAGUCACUCACUCAGGAGCCAUUCAAGUUGGACCCACUGUUCGAGACACGGCAGCUGCAUCACAGUCUCUUGCAGCUUGGGAGAGUACCAGUGUCGCCAACCCAUAGCAGUGGAAGCAGCAGUAGAGGCUCGUGGACGCUGAGGAAAUUGGUGCACUCGAUCCAGAGCAACCUUGGAAAUGCUCCCUCUGAAGAAGAGGAACUCAACAAUGUGGCUUUCCAACAUCAAGAGGUGACAUCUGCCCGUCCGCGGUCGUGUGUCGACUCAGUUGGAGGCUUCUCAGUGAGUGACAUUGCAAGCACAGUGCGCAAGCGCUGGAGUGGCAUCCAUAUUGGAUCUAAACUGGCCAACGCUUUCGAGAGAUUGGCUCCCGAUGACACCGAGGAGGAGUACACUGACAGUUUGGAAACUGGGAUGGGCCCGACUAACGACUCGGAACCUGACAGUGGAGAAACGGAUGUGAGCGGAGGCAAAUUUAGAAGACUGCAAAUGAAGUGGGAAAUGCUGAGUGGCAAAGAGACCCCGGACAAUAGCACGCACACAACACCAAUGGCAUCUCCCGUCAAAUCAAAUAUACCUCGGUCUCGCAUCCCGCGACCCGUGACCUCGCCCAUCCGACCGCAGGCGACGCAGCAGACGCCUUCGCCGGCCGGCAGUGCGACAUCCUCCCGUCUGCCCGAGAGACCCGCCAUGAAGAAGCCGCUCUCCAUACCUAGUCAACUCAGGAAGCCAAAUGUCAAUGUCAACAGCAGGUCGCGAGUGAUGGACCCAGGUGUACCGUUGAAGGCCCGGUGCCGCCCCAGCAGAGCCGACCUCCCGGCUAACAAGGGCGGUCCGGCCGUGCGACCCAGUUCGCUGCCCUACCGCACUUCCACCCCAUCCACCCCUCGGCCCAAGGACCGCAGAGCCGCCUCCUCUUCAACCGUCCGCAAACCGGCGCAGGACGCAGCUGCCAAUCACAACCAAUCGUCGACCCCAAGGCACAGUGUGAAAGGCAGUAGUUAGCUGUUAUGUGCACUUGUAGUGCUGGCGCUGAACCUCUCCCCUCUGCCCUCUGCCCAGGUACGUGGUGACGCUGACACAUCGGCUGCCGUCAGACAGCGGCCAUCUUGCCUUCAACGAGGGAGAACGACUGCGUUUGGUGCUCGACGUGGACGAAACGUGGCUGCUCUGUUGUCGUGAUCAGCAGAAGGGUUUAGUACCACGGUCAGCUGUCAUACUUGUGCAUAAUUAGCGCCCUGGAAAGGGGCCAGUCUCUUAACGCAACCUAACCUAACCUGAGGUAUGGUUAGUGAAUUCUUUCACUUCAGAUGAGGUUUCCAAAGAAUACUGUUGUAGAAAUCCACGAAAAUAUGUUACACAAAAACUGUAUCAUAAUCCAAGGAACGGUUAGUAAGGUUACUUCAGAUGAGAGUUUUAAAGAAUACUGUUGUAGGAGACCACGAAAAUACAUGUUACACAAAAUCUAACCUAAUCUAAGGUAUAGCUAUUAAAUAGCUUCUCUUACGUAUUUGAGGGUAUUAUAAAAGGAAUAUAUUAAGCGAUAAAAGUAAUACUAUUACUGAAUUUAACAUAAAAUCCAACCUUACUUAAUCAAAACAUGGCUAGUCAAAUGUAUCUAUGAUUAAAAGGAAAGUAAGCCUUUCAAAAAAAUAAUAAAAGUUAUACUUUUUAAUCUAUAAACUAGGCCCAUGAAGAAGUCUAUGUGCGAAGGCUAAACUUAUUUAAUAAUUAUAGUUAGGAAAGGUUCCUUAAUGGCCUUCCUGUAACAUCCUUGAAUCAUUCUUGCCUAGCCGAAUUAGGGAAUUGUUUCACUUUUAUAAUCCUUACUUAAUUGGAUAUAGGCUUCAUUAUAAAAAGUAAUAUUUUCUUAUUAAUCUUGAAACUAGCUUGAUUAUUCAUUUAAAGUCCAUGAAUAUAAAUGUAAUGUAUUACACUUCAAAUAAGUUAAAGUUGCUGUUGUAUCUUCAAUACUUGAAUAAUAAUGUGAAGAUUAACUUGACCUAAUCUAUUGUUAUGGGAUUGAAUCUAAAGCUAACCAAAUCCUGUUGAGUAAGAUGACAGUAUUAAAAUUGAAUAUUGUAUAUGAAAGAAAUUAAUUUCUCCAUAACUAGGAUAUAAUAAUAAUGAGGAAAAUGUAGGGUCAAAACUAUUGCAUUCACCUGACUUAUUAGAAUUAGAAAGUGACUUCACUUUCUAAAACUAAUUCAACCUAAACUAAAUUAGGUUAGAUAUGGAGAUUCAAAUCUUACCUUGUAAGAACAAUAUACAAUAAAUACGCUAAAAAACCUCACUCAAUCGGGCUCUGGAAUAAUAAUACUAUAUUCUGUAGCUUAUAAGGAAUCUAUUCGAAGUUUAAUGGAACUAUUGUUCAAUUUCAGAGAUUUAAAAAUAUCUAUCAUUUUCUUUAACUAGCACCACGCCGCUUUUAAAGCAUAUCUAAUUCAUUAUAUUUUAUAUAGUUGAAAUACCAUUUUCAACAAUAAAAUUUGCACACAGUACUUCUAUUCUUAGUAGUUGUCUUUAUAUUUUUUAUAACAUCAAAUUCACGUACAAUGAAAUUGUAUGAUCAUUCUAUAAUCAAAGGUUAAUGCUUUAUCACAGUAAUAUUUCUGUGUCAAACAUGUAUCAACAUAUUCAAUGCAACCUACUUGACAAAUUAUUAUAUGAUAACCCUCGAACAUUUAUGAAGCUUUAAACUUUUUCAAUUAAUUAUAUUCUAUAUUUGUUUGUCAUUAUACCAAGAGUAUAUUGCAUUUCUAAAAUUGAAUCACAUUCGCUUUCAAGAGCCUAAUCUAAUGUUAGUUACUUCUAACGUAUAUGAUUUACAGGUACUUCCAAAGUACAGAAUGAUAUUCAAAUUAUUUUUAUUUGAAACAUAUAAGGCAAUAAAUUUACACAAUUUUAUCUACAUGGUUAUGGUAUAACAUAAGAUCAUACCGAAUUAAUCCUAAAAACUAUUUCGAAUUCUAAAAAAAUUGAAAAUUCUGAAAUGUUUAUUAAUGUAAUUGGAGCAGUUUGGCUAGAAGAGUGAAAUCAUGUUUCACACAAGCCUCUGGUGUGUAAAUAAGAAUCUGAAUUUUGUAAUGCAAAUAAGAGACUGGCCUCUUUUCCCAUUUACCAUCUUAAUAAGGUGAACUAUUGUAUUUGAUGAUAAUUUCCUAAUUCAUUGACUACAACAUAUUGUCUAGUGACGUUGCUCUACCCAAAUAUUUUAUUAUGAACAUGUAACAAAUUUCUACAAUGUUGUAAUUCCUAGUCACCACGCAAAGGAAUAUUUCAUAAGCCUUAAGGAUAUACAAGCUAAUGUGGCAUUUUAGAGAAUAAUCACUGACUAAGAUAAUACUAACAUUGGCCCCUUAUUAAUAUGCUGUGGUUUUUGUAAAUAGUCUAACAAUAAUAAUAUUCAACAAGAUAUUGCAUGACGAUUGGAUGGACAAUCCUAUUGUAAUGGUCGAUUUUUUAAAAGAUACUUUAGCAAUGAAAUUGCAAAACAUUACAAAGCUUUUAUCUACUCAUUCACCAGAAGAAAUUCUGUAUAAGAGCAGUUGAAUUAGUGUUAUCCAUCUAGACUAGUGAAUAACUUGCUUUUCCACUCAAACACGCAAAUAAUAUGACAUGAACGUGUAAUAGAUCAGUUUAGGUAGAAGUAUUUAGUAGCAAUAUGUGCAACUUUUUCAUCAAAUAAAUUAUUUUUUUCCGUUGAAAAGGAUUAAAAUAAUCGAUUAUAUCAAGUCAGUACUUAAUUGCAAUUGCCAAAGAAAAGUAUACUUCUGGUUAUGUGAAUAAGUGCAUGUUCAUAAUGUUUUUGUGUAAAAUAUGUAUUUAGACGUUUGUAAAGUGAACGUUUUGUAUCUAGCAUCCCAGUAAUAUGCUUGGGAAUGUACUAUAGUAUUAAUCAUCAAUAAUGUUUUUAAAAAUAGUCAUAAAAUAAUAUUCUUGAUGUAUUAGUUCGGUAUUAAUUUUAUCUAAUAGUAUUUAGUGAAGAGGGAACUGAACUUACAUCAUUUUAUUGAUAAGCUAUUGUUUAUUCGCUAUCCCUACUAUAAUAACAUGUUGCUAGUCAUUAAUAAUCUCUCUACUAGGACUACUUCCAUGAAUAGUUGGAUUAUUAAUAGAAAUUAAGAUCCGUUUUCCUGUUUAUUGCACAGAAAAUGAACUAGGCCUAUUAUUUUUUAUCCAUUUUCAAACAUCAAAUUUGUGUCUAAAUUCAACUCGAACCGGUAACUUACUUAUGAGAAAGCGAUCUCCGAUUUUUUAAAUAUAGUUGCACCCAUAAUUCAUUCAGUUCUCACUUCUAAAAGUAUUGUUACCUAUAAUCUAGUCGGUUAUUUUUCUAAUUCCAUUUGUAUUUCAUGUGACAAGCUGAACAAAUCUUUUUGGAUAUCCAUUAUCUAACAAUCUUUAUCUGAUAUUUUCCCACUUUAUACCUACCACUAAGUGGUAAUCUCGGUUCUACUUCAGUAUAGUGAUACUCAAGAUACUUCCAUGAUUGGCCGCGCAAAAAAGGUUUCAUGAGAGUCUUUUUGCAAAUUUUAAUUCUAUAAAACUUUUCGACACAAGUAAUGCCAUUUAUCAAUUCUAGCUCCUAUCAAAAUUAUUUUUGGUAUGUUCCAAGCAUCUUGAUUUACUAUUAAAUCUUUACUUUUUGCGUUUCCACUAUCUGAUCAUGUCUAUAAUUCACUUUGAAGCUAGAGGUUUUUAAUUUUAAAGUUGAUUUAUAGAACCCUUGCCUUUAUGAGUAGAUAUACAUGCUAUAUCUGGCUUGUAAGUCAUCUUUUUUUCUCCAUCUUAUUUCAUCUCAACUAUCAACUUGAAGAUUCAAUGAGUUCGUGAAUUAUUACAAUCAGUUUUGGUAUAAAUCGCGCAUCACAAACUAAUAUUGAUGAUAUUUUUAUUUUCAUCUAUCAACCUAAUUAACGGAAUGAUUAAUAUGCAGUAUUUGUAAUUCGAGAUUUCAAUCAUACAAAAUAUGAAUGAAUAAUCUGCUCUCUUAGUAUUUUUAGUUUGUAUUGUAGACAGUAUUCUAAUAUUAACUUAUCAAUAAAGCACAGUAAAUAUUGACAGUACUACAAUAAUCAGUUUACACAGUCAUAUGUAUCAGAUAUUGGGUAUUAAAUCUGUAUUAUAUUGUAUAAUAUACUAUAGUUCUAGUAUAUUACCUUUUAACCUCAAGUAAUAACUGUGAAUUAAAUAUUAAUUUCUUGAGUAAAUAUACCUAACUUUCAUAAUUGAAGCAUCCUUACCAAUAGAAGUUUUAGAAUGUUGAACUUGAUUGCUUAGCAAACUUAUGUAACAUAUAAGUAAAACAACUUGUAUAAGUUCAAUAUAAAUAUCAUAUACUUGAUAUUAAUUUAGUAAACAAUGAUGAACAUUUAAGACCAACUAUGUAGGCUCUUUUGUUUCUUUCAUUAGUCAGUAGUAUUGGAUUAUUUUUCAAAAUAAUAUCAGUCUAGGAUUAUUAUGAUUAUGGUGAUAAUAUAAGUAAUAGAAAAUAUGUUAUUACAUAUCCGCUUUUAUAGAAUAAUGACUUAGGAAUGAUGAAAACCUCCACAUGAAAAAUAUAAAAUAUUAUUAUGUCUAUACUUCAGAAUAUAGCAUUCAAAUAAUAUAGUUAACAUGUAGUGCUUCAUGUUGAAGAAUAAUGUUGGGUUAAACGUUUUGAAUAGUAAUUUUGAAAGACUUGAGUUAAUAUUGGUGACUUAUUUUUGAAGCGGUUGGUAUAUUUAUAGAUAAUAUUGUAAUGUAAUUGAAUAGAAUAGACAACAAACUUACUUCUUGUAAGAUGGAUGGUGACGAUAUCGGUGCCGGUGACUAGAUGUAAAAAGUAAUUUUCUGAAAUUAGUCAACUAACUUAUUUUCUUUUCUACUAAAUAUUGGACGUGUGAGACAUAAAUGAUCUGAUCUGAAUAAUUUAUUCAUAGUUUUUUUGUUUUACAAUAUUCACUAAUUACUGGCUGAGUUUGGAAUGCAAUGUGAGUACUUUUUGGCUAUGGUAAUUAGGAGUCUAGUAGAUAUUAUGUAUCCAGCAUAUCCAUUGUGUAAAUGACUAACAAUAACAUUUCAAAUUUAUUUUUGAUAUGCCAUCAUUUAGUUUGUAUAAACAUAGCUUGUGUAUCUCUUGACUAGCUUGAGACGAACUACGACUAAGCGAACGAAGCAGAAUGCUACGAUGCAUUUUGUUGAGAACGAACUAUCUCGAGGUGCGCAGCAAAUGCACACUUGUCCCAUGUAUAGUAAGUCGUUUAUUCUGAUUUGGUACUGACCAUUCCUGAUAGAAGUGUCUUUCAAAUUUUUUAUCGUUGUUAUUUGUGUAUCAAUAUCAUAUUUGUAAUUUAAUUAAUAAGUUUUUUCGGUGGAAUUCUAGUUUAUCUCUUCGUUUCAACAAUAAUAUAGUUUAUAACUCUAUCUUGUUCCACGUACAAAUAAUGUUUAAUGCAAUAAGAGUGCUUUAGUGGAGAUAUUUUGUGGCCUUGUAAUUGGAACUAUGCUAUAUGUCUUUGUGGGUUUAGUUUGCGAAUUACUCAACUAUAGCUAUUAAUUAUAUUAGGGAAUCCAUAAAGCAAUCAGUUUGUUGAAAUAUAAUUGUCAGUAUGGGAAUAGCUUUAUUAAAAAUAUAAUUUUCAAAAAACUCAAACUUAUUUAUGACUUGAGUAUUCUAUAACGUAUCUGCAUUUCACCUUUUCAAGGGAAUAUAAUGGAGAGUCAGGUGUUACCGUAUAUAACGUUUAUCCAGAUAGGAAAAGUAAAGUUAUGAAAAGAAGAUUGGUGUAGAAUCAUCACAUGGUAUUUCUAGGGAUAUUAAUAGAGCUCUAGAAUGCGGUGUAAAUUGAAGGAGUUUUUCGAGGCGAAGAAAGAAAAACUCAAGCCAAGACUGAAAGAGGGUGAUCGAUAAAAUAGCUCAGUGCUGGUACUUCUAGAAAUUCUUUUAAUUUUGAUCAUUUGAACUUGGAAUCCAAUAUUAGCCCUGGAUUAUGAUAUCUUUAGAAAAGUACUUCUAGAAAGUUACUUUUGAAACGCUUAUUUGAACAAAGAACAAUUUUAUAUGUCUAUCAUUUCUAAUUGAAGUAGAUAAGGUUCGUGUAGUAAAUACUGUAAUUUAACUUGAAUUGUAUUUCAAAUUUAUAACCAGAUUAACAUAACUCAUUUCCUGAAUCAAAUUAAUUGGAAUCAAUAUCUUUUUAAAAAGAAACUAGUGGUAUGAACGGAGUUAUUUCUCUGCUGAAUUUAGUAAGGUGUAUUUUCAAAAAUGGAAACCAUUGUAAAUAUCCCAGACCUCUACAUUAUAGUCUAAUUGUUGCUUUUGUAAACUUGAAACGUGUAAUAAGCUAUAUAGUAUUUUCUAAUUUGAAUAAAUUUCGUGUAUUAUUUGCUGUUGCCAAGUUAUUUCGUUGUUUAAUAUUCAGCAAUGAUUUUAAAUUCUAAUAACCAGUAUAUAUUUUUUGUGUUCUAAGUGCCAUGUUUUUCAGUACGUAUUUUCAAAUAUAUUCGUUCUUGGCGUUAAUAA